Thermothielavioides terrestris NRRL 8126 is the source of this 213-nucleotide messenger RNA. RefSeq lists its product as uncharacterized. Bases 1 to 213 code for a protein of 70 amino acids. NCBI's taxonomy places the organism in Eukaryota, Fungi, Ascomycota, Sordariomycetes, Sordariales, Chaetomiaceae. The transcript is spliced from 2 exons. The record is from RefSeq and is a predicted model, not a curated record.
AUGGACACCGAUCUGCAGCUUUCUGGCGAGGGACAAUCUUCGGAAACGACGACAUACGCGCUGGAGCAAUACCUCAACAGUGACGGCGGAGUGACGGAGCGCCUGUUGAGGGGGCUCAAUGUCGGUGAUAUCGCGGGCCGGACCCAGGCGGUGAUGGAUGCGGUGGACAGACUUGCGGAUAGAAUCGCUCAGCCGUCUCAGACCCCCAACUGA